Kazachstania africana CBS 2517 is the source of this 4119-nucleotide messenger RNA. RefSeq names its product Ssn2p (gene SSN2). Lineage: Eukaryota; Fungi; Ascomycota; Saccharomycetes; Saccharomycetales; Saccharomycetaceae. The transcript has a single exon. Gene Ontology annotation, cellular component: mediator complex. Gene Ontology annotation, molecular function: transcription coregulator activity. Bases 1 to 4119 code for a protein of 1372 amino acids. Gene Ontology annotation, biological process: regulation of transcription by RNA polymerase II. The record is from RefSeq and is a predicted model, not a curated record.
AUGGACACUGACGUGACAGUAUUUCGCAUGGAAGAGCUUUCUUCCAGUUUUUACAAGAUUGAAAAUAUUACCAAGAUUAAUUACAGACAGUACAUUCCGAAGCACAAUGAAGAUCAGUGGUCAAUACAGAUGGAACUCUUACUAAGAAAACAAGACAGGAAAACCCUAGUAGCGCUUCUUUCAAGGGAGCUUUGGGUAUUCAGUACUAAUGAUAAUCAGUUACCUGAAUUACCACCGAUGACAAAUGAAUUGGUGGUUCCGGAAAAGGAAGGCGAAUUCACUUCGGACUAUUCGAAACCUAAUCUCCCUCCUCAUUAUGCACUUUUCUUAAAGGCAUUAAGAAGAGCCAUAUACAUCAAUUUGGCGUUUGAAUCUAAUAGCCAAGUAGUUCAGUUUGGAAAUGCAUGUAUUUCUUUAAAGCAAUCCACCUCAGAUUCGAAUUAUCUUUUACAAUUAGAACCUCAUCUAUUUUCAGAUGGUGAUUUGGCAGUAACUGUUUGCACUAAAAAUGUGGGUCUUAUACCCUUAAGAGAGGAAAAUCUGAACGAGGCCUUCUUUCGAUCGCAUGCCCUCUACUUAGCACCAUCAGGUAUAAGAAUUGACUACCGACCUACAAAUGGACAAUAUUGUCUUUCACCAGCGCCCCUUAACGCUGAGUUAUUAUUAAAGACAUUAAAACAUUCUCAUGGGGUUAAUUUUCUAGAACAGACCAAUCUAAAAUGGAUUACUGUGGUACCCCACUUAGCCCACUUAAAUGGGUAUACUCCAAGCAUCUCAUCAUAUAUAGCCUCAACUACUGACACGAAGAGGAUAGUUUGGCCUUUAGCAUUGUGUUUUGCGCAGCCUGCUACAAAGAUUACAGAUCCUCUUAAGGAUGAUGCUCUGUCGUUUCAAACAUUUCGUGACGCUUUGGACAUCGUAGAUGAUUUUAUUCAACUAAGACAGAGUUCUGCUUACAGAACUCCUGGUAGUAUUACAAAUUUGGGAACAAAUCCAAUGAGUUCGGGUGGCGGGUACACAGAGCAAUUUCAACAAUCUUACAAGGGCCCUUUCUCCGGUAGUGGUCACCCAUCUAUCAAUGCAUCACCCUCUAUUCAUUCUGCAUCAAAUCAUAUAAACACUGAUAUCUCCCCAAAUGGUCUCGGAAUUGACAAAACAGUACUACCAACUGAUACGUUCAGCAAUGAGCUUUUCUCCUCACCUAGUAUGAGCAGAGUAUCUGGAAGAAAGAAAAUAACAGUGUCCAACAAUUCUAAAAUAAGUCAUGGUAAUGAAUUGUUCAAUGGAAGGAGCAUAGAUGACACAAAUACGGUUGACAUUAGCCCUCUGAAAUCUGAAAUUGACUCUUUUAUUAUGAUGGAACCCCCUAUUGAGCCUCCGAUUGAGAAUAUAUCAGAUGAUAAGGAUUUAUUUGGAGAAGAUGAUGAGGACGAAGAUCUAAAUAAUACUGCCACUGGGACUAAUCCAGCUACAAAUCUUAACUCUUACAACAUCGAUGGAGACGAGGAUUUAUUCGGAGAAAGAAACGAAACCCCUGCAUCAGUACCUAAAGAAGUUACAAAAGGCGGGUCUGAUGAAAUUACAGAAGACAUGUUUGGGAUGUCUGAAGAUGAUGAGGAAACAGGAAGACAUAGUAGUACUCCGGCGAUGUAUUACAUGAACCCUAAUACAGAUUUAACAAAAUCAUCCGUAAAAAAGAGAAAAUAUCUUGAUAUUCCAAUUGAUGAGAUGACGUUAUCUAAUAGUCCUUUAUACCAGGACCCUGGGGCACCCCUUCCGAUUGAAACCCCAAGAGAUAAGAGAAAAAGUGUCUUCGCUCCUCUUACAUUCAAUCCUAUCAUCGAGAAUAAUGUAGACAAUAAAUACAAAAAUGGUGGUAAAUUUUCCUUCAGCCCUGCAAUAAAAGAGGAAGCACUAAACUUUGAUGUGAUGCAAGGUGAGUUAUCUAGCUCAGAGGAUGAAGAGAGUGAGUCGAGUUUCGAUGCAGAUCAAUAUAAUAAUAUGAACCAAGAAUUAAAAUCAAUGGAAGAUAGUGUGCAUGAUACUAAUUUCUUGAAUUAUCAACCAAUUCAGGGUGUCCAAGAUUCUGUACCACCUGAAUUGUUAUCUUCAAAUUUUGUAUCAGUAAAUGACGCUUCUACUAGGGAUAACACUAACUCCAUCUGGAGGAUACCUCAGAGCGAGAUUGUAACAAAUGAAUCUCCGUUAAAGACUGCGGAGCCUUCUUUACCUUCACUGGAACCAAAUCUAUCUACAAAAUUGUUGAAGUCUGAAAUAUCGGCCUUUGCUGACGAUGUAGUUCGUGAAAAAAGUGGAAGUGUGUCUCCUCCAUCUGAUACUGGAUUACAAGAGGCAACAAAAGAUUCGAAGUAUCAGAUAAGCGAAAAGGCUAUGUCCCAAUAUUCCUCGAACAGUCUACCAUUUUUAUUGAGGCAUAUGCCAAUAUCUUCAAUUCCUGACGUGUUUUUGGAACAAAAUGUGACUUUGAAAAUUUCUAAAACUAAUCAAGAUAUUGUUAAUCUUCUCUGUGAACAAGUUGUUUUUGAUUCUGGCAUUCUUGCAGAUCUUAGUAUUCCACGAAAUUUAUAUGAAAGUACCACUGUUGAUGAAAAAGGCGUUGUAGCAACAGCGAUGCACAAUCUGUUCUCAUAUUUUGAGCAAAUGCAUGGUAACCAAAUUAUUAGCAAGUUUUAUUCAAUCAACCAUCCAUUCGUAUUCGUUAAAAAAAAUCAUGAUAUGAUCAAGAUCAGAGCUGACGCACAAAUAUUCGGUAAAUAUCUAAAUUCAAGACCACCAUCCGGAAUUAAGAACUUCAAACUGCUCUUACUUUCUACAUCAAACAAAAACGACUGUCUUUCAUUUAUAUCCACAUUAUCACAAACAUAUAUAAGCCAAGAAUUUGGCUUUUGUGAGCUGCUGAAACUUACUGAUGAAGAUAUGAACGGUUUAAUUCAUUUAAAGGAUUUGAAUAAACCGAAACUUCUACUGUUAGCAGCCCAAAUUGUAUCUUACUGUUCUACAAAUAAGAAUGCUGGUAAAGAUGCCACUAUAAUGAUUUUAUUACCUCUUGAUACAGUUGAUCAUUGGGAGCUUGUAUCUAAGGCAAAAUCCUUCCAGAUCGUACGUGAUGAAGUCAGAGCAAAGAUACCAGAUAUUGAGUUAUUUUUUAAGGUAGUUCCAUUGAAAUUCAUCAAGGACUCCCUUAUUUCAAUCGAAGAUAUCUAUAAUUUUGCUUCGAGUAUAUACAACAUUCUCCCAUCUAAGUCGGUGAAGUAUACUUCUAUUGCUCAUAAACUUCCCGAAAAGAUCGAAUUUCGAACAAUGCAACAGACCAACGGAUCGACGUACGUGCAUUAUGAUGCAUAUAUACAUUUAGCUUACUCUAGGAGUAUAGAUAAGCAGUGGGUAUUUGCAGCAUUAUCUGAUAGUGAAGGUAAGGAAAACUUAAUUAGAUCCUGGUAUGUUGGAACAUCAAAAACGUUGUUUGAUGAAGCUUGUAAUCAACUCUGGUCUCUGUCGCUAUCAUUGGCUGGCAAAAAAUAUGGGAAAAUCUGCUUAAUACUUACAAGGUUAAAUGGAAUACUGCCAGAUGAUGAGCUAAUAAAUUGGAGACGUUUAUCAGGAAGAAAUGUACAUCUAGCAGUAGUUUGUGUCGAUGACAAUACAAAAAUUUCUUUUUUUGAUCAAGAUAAAUUUUAUCCAACCUUUAAGCCCAUUUUCAAAGAUGAGAAGCUUUCGCAAUCACUUAAAUACUUAAGGUUGAAUGAUUAUGAAAUCAGAGACAUCGAUCAGGAUGUUCAUGGUGUGAUUUUCCAAAACCCGUUCCCAUUAGCAAAUUCACAGCACAGAUGUGCAAUUAAGAGUGGUGCAUUGAUUAAAUUCAAAAGAACAGAUGGUAAUGCUUUAUUAGAUAAACUCGAGGUGAAUCUUUUAAAUUGCCCUCAUUCAAAUUGCAAAAAGCUACUUGAGGUCAUUUUAGAAGAAUUUAGAAAUUUAGCUGGCCUGAAUACAUGGUUUGGCGUUUCGAAUGGAGAAAACGCACAUAUACCUUGGCAUGUCCUUGCAGUCAAGAAAAUGAUGAGAACAAUGGUUCACACAAAAGUAGAAAUAGUCGAUUAA